UGAGCUGCAUCGCAGAAGAGAAUUGUAACUUUGUGUGCGGAAAAAAUGAUGAUUUUGUGCUCCCAGCGGCCCAUGGCGUGCGUGAGCUGGUAGUGCGGUGUACGGGAAACAGUGGCGAGUGGAUCAGUGUGGCGGUGGACAGUGUCCAGGUGGUGUGGGAGUGAGAUUCUCAGAGUGGUCUGAUCCCGUCUCGGUGGCUGUUGUCGCCCCAGAGCAAGAUGGCGGCCAGUCGGACCCGCAUGCAGCAGAAGAACAUUUCGUCGAUUCUGUCGAAGCUGCACGGCGCCUUCUCCGAGGCGUGCGGCCCGCAGAAGCUGUCCACGGACAAGAAGACGCUGGACAAGACGUGGAAGCUCAUGGACAAGGUGGUAAAGCUGUGCCAGCAGUCAAAGAUGAACCUGAAGAACAGUCCGCCCUUCAUCCUCGACAUCCUGCCGGAUACGUAUCAGCGUCUCCGGCUCAUCUACUCCAAGUACGAGGACCAGAUGCACGUCCUCCACUCCAAUGAGCACUUCAACGUCUUCAUCAACAACCUGAUGAGGAAGUGCAAGCAGGCUAUCAAGUUGUUUAAGGAGGGCAAGGAGAAGAUGUUCGACGAGAACUCCCACUACAGACGGAACCUCACCAAGCUCAGCCUCGUCUUCUCUCACAUGCUGAGCGAGCUGAAAGCCAUCUUCCCCAGCGGUCUGUUCGCCGGCGACCAGUUCCGGAUCACCAAAGCGGACGCCGCGGACUUCUGGAAGAGCAACUUCGGAAACAGUACUCUAGUCCCAUGGAAAGUGUUUCGGCAGGAACUCUCCAAAAUUCAUCCGAUUUCUUCAGGCCUAGAGGCAAUGGCACUUAAAACAACGAUAGAUCUAACGUGCAAUGACUACAUAUCGAAUUUCGAGUUUGAUGUUUUCACGAGACUGUUUCAACCGUGGAGUACACUGUUGAGAAAUUGGCAAAUUUUGGCUGUUACUCAUCCCGGCUAUGUUGCAUUUCUAACAUAUGACGAGGUGAAGGCACGACUACAAAAGUAUAUUCACAAAGCGGGAAGUUAUGUAUUUAGGUUAUCGUGUACUCGAUUGGGCCAGUGGGCGAUAGGUUAUGUGACGGCGGAAGGUGAAAUUCUUCAAACUAUACCUCAGAAUAAAUCCCUCUGUCAGGCACUUUUGGAUGGGCACAGAGAGGGAUUCUACUUGUAUCCAGAUGGACGACUCACAAAUCCGGACUUAUCCUUCGCUGUGCAGAGUCCAAUGGAGGAUCAUAUAACUGUGACACAAGAACAAUAUGAACUUUAUUGUGAAAUGGGAAGCACAUUUCAACUGUGCAAAAUCUGUGCGGAGAAUGACAAGGACAUUCGCAUAGAGCCGUGCGGGCACUUGCUCUGCACGCCGUGCUUGAAUGCGUGGCAAGUAGACUCGGAGGGGCAGGGAUGUCCAUUCUGUCGGGCGGAAAUUAAGGGCACGGAGCAGAUUGUUGUGGAUGCCUUUGAUCCGCGGAAGCAGCACAAUAGGAAUUCGGCAAAUGGGAAGCAACAGAACAUCGAUGAUGACGACACUGAGGAUUUGGGGGACUUUAACAUCGCCACGUCGUCACUGCAUGCACUCAGCAAUAGUUUGUCGCGCACAGAGAAGCAGAGUCCGCACUCGUCGCCGCGGAUGCCGCGGAAGAGCACAACCUCCUCCUCGUCGUCGUGCUCCUCGGCCUCUUCGGCCACCAGCACGCAGCAUCACUUUGAUCUGUAUGCGGGGCAACCGAGUCACUCAGGUGUGAACGGCAGUCCGGGCGUGAAUGGCGUGGCGUGCACCAGCAAGUCUAGUCGCAGUGGGAGUAGUGGAUCACUGCAAGCGCACAAUCCCAAUAGGAUGAGCGCUCCGACGAUCUCCAGCGCCGCCAUGGCGCCGGUCGGCAAGAUCCUGCACAAAGCACUGUCCUCAGAUCCGAGUGCGGCACUAGUGGAGGCUGCGCCGCCACUGCCGCCCCGAAAAUCCUCCCCGGGCAUUGAUCAGGUGUCCACGAGAAAGUCCCCGGCGGCAUCUAGUCUCAUCCAGUUGUCGCCUGACACGCCGACGGCCAGCACUUCGGCCGCUGCGGAGACCAUCACGAGCUGCUGUGAUCUGGAAGUGCCGCGAACGUGUGCCCCGCCAGUUCCCAGGCACCAAGCCAAUCCCGUGGACACGCUGGCGGAAGACCUGACGAUGCACGUGACGGUGCAAAAGGAGGAGGAUGUUCCCGAGGAUGAGGGUGUAAUUGUGGGUCCGGCAGAAACCAUCUCAGGUAUCAUUGACACUCGUCCGCUGGAGGCCAGAAAGCCCAUCUCCGUGCCGCCGGAUCGGGGGAACAACCUCUAUCAGCUGAAGACGACACAAAAUCACACGCGACAUCAGUCCCUGCCUAUGAACACGACCACGAAGAGUCCCACGCCAGCCAAGUCCGUCACGAUGGCUCAGCUGUGUCAGCCCAGGACCGCCGUGACGACGACAGCGGCCGGCGGCGCGGAGUCUCAGCGCCAGGCGAUCCUCUAUGAAAAUGUGACAAUCAGCAAAGACUGCAAUGUGCCAUAUGAGAACAUCAACCUCGAGUAUAUUGCGCGAUUGGUGAACGAGGGCUACUCCAAAGAGAACGCAAUAACCGCCCUGGGCAUCUCGCGGAACAACAUCGAGAUGGCAUGCGACAUCCUCCAUGAGUUUGUGGCCAAGAGCGGUGUGUGAAGCUCUUGUGUGGGGCAUAAGGCAGCUGUCGCGUGAGCUCUUCUCACGGCAAACAAUAUAAAAGGUAUUCACUUGAGACUUACGAGGCAGGAGAGGAUUUGCGCUAUACAGGAAUUAUAUACUCACUUUCAUAACUCUACUUCAAAGAAAAAUGUGGACCGAUGGCAGGAUGCAACAAAGCAAUAGACGAUAUACUUAAAGACUUUUCGAUGACAUUUAGUGGGAGAUAUUCCUCUAUGUAAGGAUUUGCUUAUUUCUGAUGAUUUCCAAGGAGGCCGAGAGGAAUGCAUCAGAAGUUGUGACUCAUGGAUACAAAGGACAGACUCAUUUCUGGCAUUGAAAUAGCAAAAUGAUAUCUGAAGAGGUUUAUUUUGAAUACAAAUUAAAGGCAAAAUUCUAGACAAUAUUAGUCGGUUGAGAAAAACACUCUAUUCUUCUCUUAACACAUGAAAAAUCGAAUGUCUCGUCCCUUGAGAUGCUUCGCCCACUCGUGUCUAUUCCAAGCAAGGACAGACACUGAAAAUGUGAGUAAAAAGUCUCAAGCCUGCGAAAUUUCCUUGCGUGUUGAUCUUAAAACCAACAAUGCAGCAAAUUAACCAGCAUUUUGGCUAAUUCAGCCCCACUUAGUCAUGGAAAAGGGCACAAUCCAAUCAGUUAUCAGAAUUGAGAAGGAAAUUGCUUUUUCUCCCCUCAAAAACCUCAUGUCUGAUCAUGAGAUUUAACUGGACUCUGAGUAUUAAACAUGAAUCUAUUGGAAGUUCCUCUUCAUGAAAUGAAUAUUAAGCACCAGAAAGUUUCAUGGAUGAACUACACUGGGAGAAUCCAUGAGUCUUCCGUUGCCUGAUGAAUUCCUCUUCCUCGAACCAAAGUAUCCUCUUGGGUGAAUUCUGCAAGCACUCUUCUCUCGCAUGUUUGCGCUGGAGACUCGAUGAAUGUGUGCGACAAGAGGGGCAAAAGUACAUAUCACAACAUAAUAUUUGCACGUAAAAAUUCUCUGUUUUAUUGCCGAAUUGCUGAACAAUGAAGAUGAUAGUCUGACGAAGGGAUACGCAAAGUCAGGGAAAUACGUAACAAGAGAUACUGAAGGAGUGUGUUGAAUAUAGAAUGCAAACAAUAUUUAAUGAUAUUGCGAAGGAGUGAAGUCAAACUUGGUGAUUAAUUUAGGCUGAAUGGAAGUUUUACACAACACAAAACUCACUUCUCACCCACUCAACUUUCGACCGUAGAGACAACACAUUUGUGGCUCCGAAAAAGUUCAUGGGAAAGUUGCAACUCUGCCCUCGAGGGUGGGAAAUUGGGUGUGUUGGGAGGAAAAUGCGAUGAUGAUACGCAGAAACUUGGAGUUUUUUGAUAGUCAAAGUGGAUUCUUUCUUCUUUUCUAUAAUCACUCUAAUGAUAAAUAUUUAGGAGGUAUAAAAUGAAUGGGCGGAGUGGAUAAAAUUGUAUAUUUUUUUACGCAGAAAAUAAAACAACAAAUCACGCAACUUUUCAUUUUGCCCAUCAUCGACCGCGCGUUGAUGAUGGUGAUUUUGUCAAGGUGAAAUUAAGAGAAAAAAAACGGCAAGAAGGGAAAGUUCGCAUGGGAGACUAUAUAUUGAAUAGCCAAGGUAUAUAGAGAAUGCAGAGGAGCAAUUGAGAACAAAAGAGAAAUUAUAUUUAUACUCUUAUAUAGGAUUUUUCACAAUAUAAUGUUAAAAUUCAUUUUCAGAGUUUUGAUGUUCAUUUACACUGGAAGUUUGGGGAGGAAAAAAAGGAACUAGAGAUAUGAGGCAUAGAUGCAAAGAUUUCUUUUCAUUCUUAGAUAGAUUUCUAAUUUAUCUCGUCUGUAUAUUUUGCAAUUUAGUCGUUUGUACAUUUUUCCCCGCGGGGAGCGCGAGAUAAAUCAAUUUGUAUAAUUUAUUGCGAUGCAACAGAUGGGGAGAGAAUAGCAGUAAUCAAGUCCUUAAGAUUAUAAUUCACAGAAAUAAUUAUUGAAAUUGUCCUAAGAAUCUUAUUAGAUAUUUCAAUCAGGAAGUUCAUUAGACAUUAAGUGAGCGAAGAGAAGGACGAAAAGAGAGAGAGAGAGAGACAGAGAGAAUGAUGUAUAAUAUUAAUGAAGCUUAAUAAAUUAUUAGAU
This is a messenger RNA of Phlebotomus argentipes, 4812 nucleotides long. RefSeq names its product E3 ubiquitin-protein ligase CBL (gene Cbl). NCBI's taxonomy places the organism in Eukaryota, Metazoa, Arthropoda, Insecta, Diptera, Psychodidae. The coding region runs from base 219 to 2696 and encodes 825 amino acids. Gene Ontology annotation, biological process: negative regulation of epidermal growth factor-activated receptor activity; cell surface receptor signaling pathway. The record is from RefSeq and is a predicted model, not a curated record. The transcript is spliced from 8 exons. Gene Ontology annotation, molecular function: ubiquitin protein ligase activity; calcium ion binding; receptor tyrosine kinase binding. Gene Ontology annotation, cellular component: plasma membrane; membrane raft.